UUUGACAGAAGAAAUUCACAAAGCAAGCAAAGCAAACAAGUUCUGUGUUAUUUCUCUAUUUGUGUUCCUUUUGAAUAAGUAAUAAAUGGUCACGUUUUAAUACACUAUUUGAGGAAUUAGCAUAAUCGAGAAAAAUACAACUGUGAACCAUGGCUGAUUCGGGAGUAGACACUAGCAAUGAAAGCAGCGACAACCCAAUUUUCGACCAUUCGCAGUGUGUGCUGGAAUUUAAUCCUCGAGCAAUACCUAUCAAUCUCGCGGGGCAGCCCAUGCCCGUGGAGUUCUUAAGUGAACCCAAUCCACACGAUCACAUCGGUAAAAUAAAGUGCUCUACUAAAGGAAGACACUGCAGGCUUAAGUAUCGUUACGGUGGGACUAUCUGCUCUUCUAGAAAUCAGAAACUUCGUUUCGCCGCCUCUACAAAUAAUACAGAGCUCGUUGAGAAGUUGUUGCUGUUAGGGGCUGACCCUAAUUCAUCAGAUGAGUUCAAAAGGAGCCCACUACACCUGUCGUCAUGCCGUGGCUACGUGGACGUGGUAAGAACUUUGUUAAGACACGGCGCUAACCCGAAUAUCAAGGACACCCUGGGAAACCCUCUCCAUCUUGCAGUUUGUAUGAAUCAUGUUAAAGUAGUUAUAGCACUGUUGGAUGCAGGCACUGAUGUGAGCUCACAUGAUAAUAAUGGGCGCAAUCCUAUCCAGCUUGCACAAAGCAAGCUUAAACUGAUUCAAAUGCGUCCUAGUGUUGCAGGACAUUUUGAGGAAACCAGGCAAUUGAUUGCUGACAUCUGUUUGGUGGUAGAAAUGAUGUUAAAGUUCAUGAGGAUGCAGAAAGCUGACCCUGGAGAGCUGGAGUCAGUGCGGGAGAGACUGGAACGCGUCAGCACUCGGGAACAAGUUGACUGCGAGGUCCAGAAUCUACUCGACAGUUUAGACUCACUAAAGCUCAGAUAAAAUUACCUUACAGAAGAAGAACGAAGACUGCUUACAAAUUAAUGGUAACUACUGCCUAACAUGAGCUCACAAUUUUACAGUAGAAUAGUGUGACUAACAAUGUUAAAUAAUGUAUUGACAAGUGUAUGAGGUCCAACUGUAAUAGCUUACAUGAACUGUAUUGUUGAAUUUUUUUGAUCUCACACUUAUUUUAGUAUCUCACCAUUGCUUAAAGUCUGAAUAUCUGGACAUGCAUUUGCAUAAGUUAAUUUGUAAUGAUUUCAUAAUGCAAUACACACUCAAAGAUAUUUUAAUAUCCAAGUAUAUUUUAUUGAUACAGUUGGUGUUAAGAUAUAUAUACAGCAUACUGUACAAUGUACAUCUAUUACAUGGUAUAAAUUUCACAAUGUUGGUUGCAACAUGCUAUGUCAUUGAGGUUAAUAUGCAGCAUUUUAUUGCCAACUGCAUUUUACAUGUAGAUAUUGUAGGUAUAAAAUAGUGAGGCAACUUUUGUUGAUGGCUCGGUUUUAGUUAAGAGUUUUAGUUCCGUCGGCUAUAGGAGCAUCCCGAAACACAGUGGCUUUUCAUUGUAAGAACUUCACAUAAUGAUCAAUAGAUAAGUUAAGCAUAACUUACUUAGUAGACAAAUUAUUUACUUAUACUUAGUGUUGGCCUGACUUUGUGAGUUUUACUUUUAUUGGGUCCAAGAUGAAAUGAGAGCUGAAUAAUAUUGACCUUUUAAAGUAGCUUACUUUUUCCUUACAGCCUAUACUAAUCGGUCUUUUAUAUUGUCAAACAAUGGUCAAAAUAGACAUCUCCACGGGCCCAUGCCCAUUUCUCGAAUCUACAAGUUACAAUUUACAAGUGGCAGGCAAUGUCUAAUAUGACAAGUUGGAAAGAGACUUCCGCUUGUAACUUAUCAGUUUUGUGAAAAGGGCGCCAGGUAUAGCAAAUUUUAAGAACACAACAAUCACUGUUGCGAUGGCCUAAUGGGAAUAUAGAUGUUUCAUUAUCUGGCUCUGUCUUCAUAUUGAAGUAAAUAAGAGCCAAAGAUACUGAGCAAGGCAAGUUGCGAGGCAUUGUGCUCGUGCGGCAAAUGUCCAAUGUGCACACCCCUCAACCGAUAGUAGGCCUUCUGGUCCCAACUUCAGUAAAACGUACAAAAUGCAAGUCUCACCUUAGGAUAACAAUUAUAUCUAUAACUUUAUUAAAGUUUUAAGAAAUGCUACAAAUUGAGGUAAAGAUAGUUUUUAAGUAUGAUUACUUUUUAUUUGUACACUAGAGUAUAGUCAAUUUUCGGAUGAAUUUAAAUAACAUUGAUGUGGGAUGACAUUAUUUUAUAUUAUACAUAGUUAUUUUAAUCGUAAAUAAAAUUUGUUAAUAGAUAAAUACAUCAUAACAAUAAAAGUUUUGAAUUUAUUGAA
This is a messenger RNA of Leguminivora glycinivorella, 2356 nucleotides long. Its product is annotated as ankyrin repeat domain-containing protein 54. Gene Ontology annotation, molecular function: protein binding. NCBI's taxonomy places the organism in Eukaryota, Metazoa, Arthropoda, Insecta, Lepidoptera, Tortricidae. The record is from RefSeq and is a predicted model, not a curated record.